Messenger RNA from Tarenaya hassleriana, 1098 nucleotides. Its product is annotated as transcription termination factor MTERF5, chloroplastic-like. Bases 1 to 1098 code for a protein of 365 amino acids. Lineage: Eukaryota; Viridiplantae; Streptophyta; Magnoliopsida; Brassicales; Cleomaceae. Gene Ontology annotation, molecular function: double-stranded DNA binding. Gene Ontology annotation, cellular component: chloroplast. The record is from RefSeq and is a predicted model, not a curated record. The transcript has a single exon. Gene Ontology annotation, biological process: chloroplast organization; regulation of DNA-templated transcription.
AUGGUGAGGUUUUCAUAUUUGAAAUGUGUUUUUGGGUCUUCUCCGUACUGGAGAAACGCCGGAAAUUUCGUUGACGAUUUGGGUAUUGCGUUUCGGUUUUUGGGUUUAUUGUCAGCAAGAGCCUUUUCAUCUGCUGGAGAUACCGAAACUCGUAAUGGGCAAAGACAAGAUGGAUUGAAACACGAUCCGUUGAGUGGGUUGCUACAGAUUUUUGGAUUCACUUCUGAACAAGUAGCCAACGUUUCAAAGCAUCUUCCAGAUGCUUACAGUGCUGAGAAAAUUUCUCCAAAGCUUCGAUUUUUACGGGCUAUUAUCGGCUCGGACAAUGACGUCAUUAGAUGUGUGACUGCAAAUCCCAGAGUUCUGGCUUCCAGUUUGAAGAACCAACUUGAACCAAACUACAAGUUCAUGAAAUCAAUUCUUGAGGAUGACGAUUCAGUUGCUAAAUGCAUUAGACGUUCGUCACGUCUCUUAACCUUGGAUCUUGAGGGCAAUCUGGCUGCUAAAGUUUCUUUCCUCAGAGGAUACGGAUUCCCCAAUGCUUCCAUUGCCAAACUGAUGCAGAAUUCUCCAAACACACUUGCAUUGUCCUUUUCAAAACUCGAGGAAACGUUAAAGAAAGCGGAGAAUUUCGGUUUCAUACCGUCCAGCCCCAUGAUCGUCUCUGCUAUCAAGGCGAUCGGCCAGAUAAAUGAAUCAAAUUGGGAGCAGAAACUGGAGGUUUAUAGAAAAUGGGGUUGGUCGGAUGAUGAUUUUGUCUAUGCUUUCAAGAAUUCACCUUUAAUUAUGUGUUUAUCAGAGGAGAAAAUAAACAAGGGGAUGGAUGUGUUCUUGAACAGACUUGGAAUGAGCUCUUCGGAUAUUGCCAGAUUUCCGAAUAUCAUAUUCUAUAGUGUGGAGGAGAGGAUCGUCCCUAGAUGUUCGGUUGUUGCCCUUUUGCACUCGAAGGGCGUUCUUGGUGACAGACCUCUUACCAUCUCUACUUACGCGAGGGCAAUUAAAGAGAAAGAGGAAGCUUUCGUGAAAAGGUUUGUGGAUAAAUAUCCAGAGCAUGUUCUUGAACUUUGGCAAAAGUUUGGUUGUAGAGCCGUUGUUUGA